Molecule: messenger RNA, 9308 nt
Organism: Caenorhabditis sp. 36 PRJEB53466
Lineage: Eukaryota; Metazoa; Nematoda; Chromadorea; Rhabditida; Rhabditidae
Source: the annotation of a GenBank genome assembly
AUGCGAGUGCUUCUCGCUAUUUCAGUUAUCUAUCAAAUAACUAUAGGUACUUUGCCUUCGUUUACCGUUUCAAAAGUUUUAGUUCUCUUUUUCAGCUCAAAAAGUUGGAAUCAAUGAACCAUGUGAUAAGGAGCUGGACGGGCUGCUCACAGUAGACCCAAGUGGCGAUGAGCACGCAUUUUUCCACUGUCAGGGAGUCGGAGUUGGGUGAGUUGGACGUGAAUAAGUAUACAGAAAAUGAUCCUUCGAUUUAUGCAGAACAAUCGCUUUCUGGGAACGGAAAGUUUGCCCGAACAAUAUGGUAUUUGACUUCAUCAACCAACAAUGCAAAGAACAUAAGAAAAAAGCACGGAAACAACAAACAUUGAGUAUUGGUAAUGAAUUGUGAGCCUCAAACUACACUACUCUAAUCUCAUUUCUUCUCAGCUAUUCUCAACAAUAGCUGUGCCAAUGGUGAGACUUGUAUUGGCGGAUCUGUGUGCGAUUUGGACACUCUUCGGUGCAUGUGUCCUUACGGAACCACACCGAAACUUGAUACCUUGUCCUGUGAAUCUUCACAACCACCAUUCGUCUCUGCUACUGUUGAUGGACCAUCACAAUUCUUCAAUUCCUUUGCUGGGUCUAACGGAAAUGUAUGAUUCUUUCUGGUAAAAUUAUCAACAAAAAAAAGUUUUCAGAGAAACAACAACAACAAUGGAUUUGUGCCGUUUGGUGGGCAAACUUCUGAAGUACCGGAUUUCCAGCCGAACAAUAAUUUAAAUUAUAACAACUUUGGAAGCAAUCAGAAUCAGAACAACAAUAACAUGAAUGCUAACAAGAAUGAGAACUUCAACUGGAAUCCAAACUUCAACUGGAACAACAAUAAUAACAACAACAAUGGAAAUAACAAUAAGCAGGCUCCAAUCAAUAACGGUAUACUCAAAAUGAAUCUCCUUACUCUCAAAGUAAAGUAUUUCAGGUGCUGGAACAACUGAGUUUGCCAACCCAUUCCAACCAAAUCCAAAUCAGAAGUUUGUGUUCAAUUUCAAUAAGAACCAGGGUGUUCCAAAUGGAAAUAAUCAGAAUAAUAACAACCAGAACAUUCCGGUUGCCGAAGUUAAGCCUAAAGUCGCCACUCUCGGUAAGUCUUCACUUCCCAUUUCUCUGCACGUUCCUCCAAUUUUUUUAUUCUCUUCUUUCUGUAUCCUUUGGUUUCUUCUAUUUUCUAGCUAUUCCUGGUGCCUCGUGCAAGUCAAACGAGAUUUGUGUUGGUGGUUCCAUCUGCACUCUUCCCAUCGGUAUCUGUCUGUGUCCGGGAGAUUUGGAAGCACACGAAGGAGAAUGCGUUCUUCCUGCCGCCUCAACUAUUUCUGUUCAAAAGGGUCUCUUUUUUUUCUGCACUUUUUCGGUUCACUUCUUAUUUUUUUGAAUGUUUUACUUUUCGGGAGAAAUUUCUCAGAGCUCUUGAAGCACGCCCGAGAACUCUUCAGUGAUUCGUGUUGUGAAACUUGCGUUUUUUCAGUGGGAAUCGGUGCUCUUUGUUCUGAUCUGGCCGAGUGUGAUCAUGGAAGUACCUGCGUGAUGGGAAGAUGCACUUGUGUCUCGCCGCUCAUUCAGUUUGAAGGAAAAUGUGUGCUCCGUCAACAACAGAAACUUGUCGGUGAGUCAGUGAAAAAACAUGAUACCUAAUGGAAUGCGAAUGACCUCUUCUAACCGAUCAUCCCAUACAGGUCCCGGCGAGCUUUGCGACAAUGGAGAGAUUUGUGGCAAAGGAAGCGUUUGUGACGUGAUGAUUCCGGUUUGCGUGUGCCCGGCUCACACUGAUUUGAGUAACGGCGAAUGCAUUACUGUGAGCGCCCCAGUUACACAACAACCCGGUUCGUGCAUUUUGAUUAUUAAGAGAAACUGCUUUCCAAGACCAUUUUAAACCAGUUUUUUCAUACGCUUUAUAGCUUGGCUUUCUCAUCAAACAUUCGUAGUUCUGAUUUCUGAUUUAACAAGUGUCCUUUUUUCUUAAUUUGUAUGCAAUAUACAGUGAUGACCCCGCCUCCAACUCUUCCGCCUGUCCUUGUCCCAGUGCAAGUUCCAGUUCCAGUUCCUGUUCAAGUUCCAGUUCAAAUCCCUGUUCAAACUUUGCCUCCACCGACAAGACCACCGCCACCGCCGCCAGUUCUCAUCACUCAGGUAGGAAAAUGAGGGCAAAACACGAAAAAUUUUACUUUUUAGCCGCAAAUUCAGCCCACUGUUUACUAUCAAACGACUCCACCACCACCGCCGCCGACCUAUGCCACGACUCCAGUCACUAUUCCAUUUGUUCCCAAACAAAUCUACACUUCUCCCCCGCAAUUGCCAAAGUCAUCUGUCAAGAUCAACCAAAUGAAAAUUGGUAAAAGCAGUAGAAUAAUAGUAGUGCAGAAAAACAUGAAUUUCAGGAGGAAGCAAACAAGCAGGAGUUGGUGUCCGCUGCUCGUUGAACACCGAUUGUAUGAUCGGUGCGUAUUGCAACGGAAACACGAACCCACCGUCCUGCCAGUGCCUUUCCACACACGUCAACAUUGAAGGAAGAUGCGAAAAAGGUUUGUCUCGGGACUUCUCAUCUUUUCAUUUUCUGUUUUCUUCUCCUUCUAGUAAUCUAUCCGGGACAAGUUGGUUGCCGUAGUGACUUGCAAUGCCAUUCUGCCUACAGUAGCACGCAUUGCAUCGAUAGGAUUUGUGUAUGCCCGGAGGGACAAAAGGCGGUUGAUCAGACUUGUGUCUCAGGUAACUUCUCAUUUCAUCUCUAUCCCUUAUAACUCGUUUUCAUUCCCUAAACAGGUACCUCCCUGCCUAACCAACCCUGCGGAUACUCCUCGAUUAAUCCGUGCUCCAACCAGAGUGUGUGCUUCCAAAACCUGUGCAUUUGUCCCGAUCGUUACUCGCAUAACUCAUCUUCCCAUUCUUGUGAUGUGACUUUCCCCGAGCAUACCGAAUGCUCGAAAGCAUGCUACUACCCUCGUGCUUGUGUUAACAACAUCUGCAUUUGUCCCGAUAACAUCGACUGCCUACAUCAAGUGCGGACAAAACGACGUUCCGAAGAUUGUUCUGAAAAUGUAAAGAUUUGUGAGAGUAGGAAUGCGAUCUGUGUGAAUGGGAUUUGCCAGUGCCCAGCAGGAUCUCAUGAAAACGAUGGGAACUGUGUGCCUUAUAAUGUGAACUCAAGAGAUACAUUCCCGUUCAAAGAGGUAAAUUGUACCAACUCGAUGGGUUGUCCCGUGCAUUAUGUUUGUGAAAACGGAACGUGCCGAUGUGAAACCGGAGAAUUCGAUAUUGUGAGUUUAUAAAAAAAAUGGUGAUCAAUUAAGAAUUGUUUAUUUCAGAAUGGCGACUGUAUUUCUCCGCUCUCCCACGGCGCGUUCAAAAACAUUAACAAUCAGUGCACGGCAAAGGAUCGUUGUGCCGGCGGAUCAAAGUGCAAAGACUCUCUGUGCCAAUGCGUCGACGGAGCCGUCGAGCUCACCGGCAAAUGCAAACAGUUCCCCGGCGGUCAUUGUUCAAACGGCGAGAUGUGUUCCGGCGGCAGUAGCUGUUUUCUCGGCAAAUGCCGAUGUGAUCCGUCGCGGACACUUGACAAUCAAAGAUGCGUGCAAACUACCGUUCCAAUCGGAUCAACAUGCCGUCGCGGACAGCAGUGUGUGAAUGGAGCUGCGUGUCGGUUUGGGAUGUGCAUGUGUGUCUCGAAGACCAUCGCGGUGCUAGGCCGAUGUGUUCACGAGACGGAAGCGGUGUCGACGAGCCUCAGUCAAAACAAGAUUGGAGAAGAGAAAAAGCCAGGAAUGCCGUGUUCGACGGAAGAUACUUGUUUGGGAGGAUCAACAUGUCAAGAUGGUGUCUGUUUUUGUGAAGCCGAUUUGAUUCUUGAUGGAGAUAGAUGCAUUGUGAAGAUGUUAGAGACAUCAACUGAUACGACAACGACCACAGAUGACUUGACUACAACUGGAAAUGGAUGCUUAUCUGAUAAUGAUUGCUCUGACAACAGUCUAUGCACUGAUGGAAAAUGUACAUGUACUGCCGGAUUCAAGAUCGUCGGAGAUAACUGUUUGCCGGAAAAGAUUUCUUUCUCAUCCCGACCCAGUAAAUCCACUCCCGGAAGUCAAUGUACAACGACGUCCGAAUGUUCGUUCCGCACCAAGUGCAUCGACGGAGUUUGUCGAUGCAAAAAAGGAGAAACAAUAAUUGAUUCCACUUGUCGGACGGCUAUUCACCACGUGCUCCCAGGUCUUACUUGUGACCCUUCAAACGGAUACGAUUGUGUCGGAGAGUCAAUAUGUGAAUACGGUGUCUGCAAGUGUAAACGAAGAUUGGUCAGCGACGGACAAAAAUGUGUGCCACUUCACUUGGCUAUGAUUGUUAUACCAGGAAAGUCUUGUGCUAACGAUGAACCAUGCGGAGGAGGAUCGUAUUGUGCAAAAGAUGGAAUUUGUCGGUGUCCGAACGACGAAGUUGUUGAUGUGAACAAGAAAUGCGUCAAAAAGAACUCGGUCGUCUCUGUGUUCAAUAAAAUCAAGCCGAUAGUCACGACAACUCCUCCGACUACGAUAACAACAACGUUUUCACCGACUACGACAACGACAGUUGACAAUGCGUACAUUCAGAGGAAGAUUGAUGAGUUGGAAAGACUGGAGAUGGAAUUCAAGAACACCAUUCCGACGGAAUCCAGUCUUCCAGCAGUUCACCGACCAUCUUCCACUAUCCUGGCGGGUCACUUAUGCACUAAGAACUCAGAAUGUCCCUCAUUCUCAUUCUGCUUUGCCAACUCAUGUCAUUGUAUGGCCGGAUUUCGAGCGACUUCUGGAAUAUGUGAAUCCGCUAUCGCAGUUGGAGAGCCCUGCAUGACUUCGAAUCAGUGCUUCGAGGACACCGAGUGCAUUUUCGGCGUUUGCACCUGCACCGGAGCGAAUUGUAAGGACACGAAAAUGGCCCACCCCGGAGAAGAUUGUACUUUCAUUAAAACCGUAUGCAGCUACAACAGUUAUUGCAGUUUGAUGAGUGGAGUGUGCGAGUGCCCAUCCGGAAUGGCUACCAAAGGAACAAAAUGUGAAAACACGUUUGAGUCGAUUGGGAAAGAUUGCGUCACAUCGAGAAAUUGUCAAAAGUCAAGUUACUGUGACAAUGGAUACUGUGUCUGCAAGAAUGGACACAAGAUCGAGAACACCAUGUGCUUCAACGGCCCUCCGGAGAUCAAAAGCUUCAGUAUUCUUCCAUUCGACAAAAAUGAGGGCGAAAAUUCUCCGGUUCAAAACUUUAUGAAGAAUGAGUUCAAGGGACUACAAGAAAUGAGCAACGAAGGAAUGUUUCACACGACUACCAAGUGGCCGGAAAUUCUAACCUUCACCAUGAUCCCUCCACCUCCAGAUAACAACCAACCUAACUCCAUGUUCCCUCAAAUAUUCUCAAGCUUCCCAAUUGCUUAUGGUGCAAAAACUGUUGCCGAGGAGGAGAAUAAUAGUACCAUGAAGUACAAAAUAGCAUUUCCCGGGGAAUACUGUGGAAACGGAGAAGUGUGCCUUGGCAAUUCGAUUUGUCAGGAUCACUUCUGCCGAUGCCUUCAAGAUGUUGCUGCUGAAAACGGACUUUGUCCCCCUCAAGUAGACGAUUUGAGAGUUUUAGGCUUGCAGCCUCUGGAGAAAGAGAAAGAGGUCCGUUUUAGUCAAAGAAAGAAGAUCGAAAUGAGACGAACUUCCUCCUUGCCUUUGGAUAAUUGCCAAAACGAAGAGACAUGUGAGAACAACUCGACAUGUCAAAGCAUUCUCGGUCUCGGAAAGAUCUGUCAGUGCGUUGAAGGAACCGUACUCUGGAGUGGUGAAUGUAUGGAAAUGCUGGAUUCAUAUUCACUCGUGGCAAUCGAUGGUGCUUGCGACGAAGACUCAAUGUGCUUAUCCGGCAGUGAUUGCAUAUCUGGCACGUGCUCUUGCAGUGACAACAAAAGACUCAUUCUGGGCAUCUGCGUCGUUACUGCUCUUCCGGAAACUUCUUGUGAAAAUGGCGAAGUCUGUAUUAACGGAUCUGUUUGUGGAGAGUCGGAAUGCGAAUGCGCUGAAGGAUCCGUCAAUGACGAUGGAAACUGUGUUGCUGUACUGAGAAAUGAAUCAGAAGAAAAAGAAGAAGUGGGUGAAGCACCAGAGCAAACCAGCGGGUCCAAUGAGACCGAUGAGGAAAACGAGUUGCGAUCAGUCGUUCGCCGCGAACUUGCAACAAUUGACUGUUCUUCUGAUACCGACUGUCAAUCCAACUUCAAAUGUCAAGAGUAUGUCUGUGUUUGUGACGGAGCCACCGAACACUGUCUUGCUUCCAUUGUGGACGUGCAAGUGCUUGUUACACCUGGAAGUGGCUGCAGCACUAAUCGAAAGUGUGGCAACGAAUCGAUUUGUUUCAAAGAUUACUGUGUCUGUAGUUAUGAAGACAUACCGGAAGAUGAUCACUGUGUUUCUCGUGAUUGGCAUGUUGGACUAGGUUCUCAGUGUAGUAACGUAACCAGAUGCCGUGAAGAUUUGCAUUGUCUUGGUGGAGUAUGCAUGUGCAAGUUUGGUGAUGUGAAUUGUGACCGUGAGUUUCGCUAUUACCCUUUUCCUGACUUUCCCGCAUGUUAUUCCUAUGUUGUCCAUCAGCUUUUGUUUAAAUUCAGUUAACAAAGUAAGUUAUUUUCAGCAAGUGAACCAGUGACGUCACCACCAGGAGGAUCCUGCUCGAACCUUCGUGAAUGCACCGGAGGAUCUGUAUGUAGAGAAGGUAAGAAUAAACAGAAAGUUAGAUGAAAUUGAAAUUAAAAAUCAUUUCAGGAUGGUGUAUCUGCCCCGACCCGUCAAUGAUUGUCAACCGUGGGAUCUGCAUUCAGUCGGGACCGAAACCAACAUUGCCACCUAGAGUAGCUCACCAACACGCAUGAAACUAUUGACGCUUCUUUUUUCAGACUACUAUUCCUCAAGUUCCAUUGCCACCACAGCUUCCAAUCUCUGUUCACGUGCCGCAAAUGACCAUCACUAAGGCGCAACCGUUCGUCACCGAAGCUCCACCACAAGGCAAGAAAAUUGUGCCAGGAGGAAGAUGUGGUUUGAAGUGCUUCUUCUCUAUCCUGUCUAUAACUUUCCUAUGUUCUAGGACCUAUUGAUGUUUGUGUGGGUGGGAGUAACUGCAUAGAAGGGUUCUGUCUCUGUCCGGCCGGUCAGCAGCCCAGCAACAACGGGCGUUGUGAGAAGUUCACGACGACACCGAGACAGACGACGUGGGCGUCGACGACGUCAACUCAAGGUACCACCGCACCGCCAAUGACCACCGGCGUGUUCACGAGUGCGUUCACAAUAGCCGACUUGCUCAGCACCCGUCGGCAGCCCGCUUUUAUCGAAAUUCCAACGCAUGUUCCUCUAACCACCACAGGUCAUAUACAAAGUGAGGAUGAGUGCACGGCUAUUGGCUUGAUAUGCAAGGGAAACACCGUGUGUCGUAACAAAUCCUGUCAGUGUCCAGAUGGAUACGUACUGCAUCACGACGGAUGUGUUUCCCCGGAAGAAGCCGCACGCAGAAAAGCUCGAGGAAAAGCACGACACGAAGGUUUGACAUUCGAAUCAGAGUUGAGCGGAAUUCCGCCUUCCGCUUUCCGCCGUUCUUUUUAUUCCGUCUUCCACCAAAUUUUUUUUCAUUCCGCUUCCUCUUUCCGCCUUCCGCCGUUUCAAAAAAUCUAUUCCGCUCAACUCUGAUUCGAAUGGUUUUCUUUUUCAUCCAGUGUUCGAUUUACAAUUUACAGUCUUUUAUUUACUUUUUCUCUAUAAUCGCUCGCGUUCUGCCGUGUUUGCAAGUGUUUUGCAGUGUUUUCCUUUAGGGUCCAACCGAAUCACUUCUGUUUUCGGUUACCAAACAAUACGAAAAAGACGACCACACUCACUCGCUGCUUACAGCACAAAGAACUCGGCUCGCACUUUGCAGUGCUUUUCAAAUGUUUGCUCGCACUGAACAUUUCUACUUGCAUACCACAAAACAUUUUUACUGUGAUCACAACAAAGGGGUUUUCAGCUGCGACCGCUAGAGUUUACUCGAAACCAGGAGAGAGCUGCACUCAAGGCCAGACAUGUGUCGGAGGAAGUGCUUGCUCAUUUAGAAAACUCUGCGAGUGCCCUCAAGACAAGUCCGAAAUCUUGAGUGGACAAUGCGUGACUCCGAAGAAGGUGGAAGUUGUUCCAGGAGCAUCCUGCAAUGCCAAUUCCGUUUGCACUAAAGGAAGCACGUAAGUAGCAACGACCCAGUCAUGUGCGCAUGAUAAUUUUUUCAGAUGCGACAACGGAUUGUGCCGUUGCCAGCCAGGCUACAUCGCAGUUUCUGGUAACUGUGUCGCCCUUCCAAUGCCAACAACUCCUAAGAUGAAGACAAUGGCAAAACCAUUUGAAAGCUGUGAGAAUGGAGAAACGUGUGAAGGAGGAUCGAGUUGUGACAUGGACACCGGAAUCUGCAUGUGCCCACCUGGACAGAUCGUAUUCAAUGUUCAGUGCAUGCCGCCACCGACUCAACCACAAAUCACCACGAGAGUCACUGUUCCGGUCAUCAAGACUGUGAUCACCACGCCAAAACCGACUUUUGCCAGUGAGAUUCUACAAGGAUUGUGCUAUAUUUCAUGCUUCCCUUUCAGCAGACUGUGAGAGAGAUGCCAACUGUGGAGAAAACAAGAUCUGUGUCUCGCGAAAGUGCAAAUGCCGACCAGGAUUUGUGGACAACUCGGGAACGUGUGAACCCCUUGAAGGUAAGCCCGUGAGAUCACUGAACCGAGCAACUUGUGUGAUUUGCUAUCUCUCUCCCGUGUUGAAUAAAACACCAACCACAAUUUUAUUUGAAGUGCAGAGUUGUUUUCCUCCCGUGUGCACUAACGAGACAUUUCAGACAUCGACGCCAUCGAGAGACCGAUCCCUGUUUCAUAUGCCAAGCAUAAAGUAGCCACCCUUUCCGAGAGAAUGCUACCCAAAGAAGAGAUUGAACUGUCUAACAUUGAACCCGUCACUACUGCCACUCCGGCACGACAAGAAACCCAAAAGCCACGAAUUGUGGGCCCGCCUAUCAGAAGACCACGUCCGAAGAACAAGGGCAGCGGAGGAUCCGGAGGACUCAUCGGUAAUAGCGGAGGAUCAAGGAGCUACAAAACGGGAAGCGGCAACGGAAACUGUCCUCCUGGCAACGAGGCAACUAGAGAUGACAGUGGAAAACUAAUCGUUUGUAACGGACUUGAACCAAACUGCCCGCCUAGGUCCUAUUGCUACAUUACCUCCGGUGGUUUUGCCACCGAAGAGUACAAUUGUUGCAAGUCUUGGUAG